Messenger RNA from Paramecium octaurelia, 836 nucleotides. The record is from the annotation of a GenBank genome assembly. NCBI's taxonomy places the organism in Eukaryota, Ciliophora, Oligohymenophorea, Peniculida, Parameciidae.
AUGCCAUUUAAAUUUCAUAAAUUAAAACAAUUCUUCAUGUCUGCCAAGCCACAAAAUCUUGACGACGGUAGUUUGAUACUCAAUCCAAAAGCAGCUCACAAAUAUUCCUUGAUAUGGGUAGCAGAAAUAAUCAUAACAAUUAGAUGCAUGGCUUAGGAGAUACCGCAUAUGGAUUCUUAGAUGUUUUUUAGCAAAUGCCAGUAGUAAAAGCAGAAACCAAAGUGCUCUUGCUUUAAGCUCCAUAAAGAGCAGUGACAAUAAAUAUGGGGAUGAAAUUCUCAAGUUGGUUUGAUAUCAAAGUGCUUAAGGCAGAUGCAAAUAUUGAUCAAUUCGUUUAAGAUUUUCAGAAAGUAAUGACUAACCAAUAAUGUAGACUGUCUCCAUGGAAGAAAUAGAAGAUUCUAAGAAAAUAAUCACAAAUUAUUUGGACCAAGAAGUGAAAUUAGUUUCAGCUAAAAAUGUAUUUAUCGGUGGAUUUUCUUAAGGAUGCUGUAUGGCUUUGGAAACAGCAUUCAGCUAUCCACAACAACUAGGAGGGAUAGUGGGCUUGUCUGGUUAUUUGUUCCCAACCACUUAAAUUAAUGAGUUCUAAAAAGAGACCCCCAUAUUGCUCGUUCACGGUGAAAAAGAUCAGAUGAUCCCAUGCAAUUUAUCAAAAAUAAGCUAUUAGAGAUUGGACAACUCAAAGAGACAAAUGUUUAAUCUUCAUGUGAUUCCAAGGAUGGGUCAUGAAGUUCCAAUGCCUGUUAUUAAGGCAAUGAUGGAUUUCUUCUAGAAUGCAUAGAAAUGAAAUGAAUUAUUCUUGAACAAUUAAACAUUAUUAAAAAAGAAUAAGC